This is a messenger RNA of Penaeus indicus, 601 nucleotides long. Its product is annotated as cuticle protein CP14.6-like. Gene Ontology annotation, cellular component: chitin-based extracellular matrix. Gene Ontology annotation, molecular function: structural constituent of chitin-based larval cuticle. Bases 17 to 463 code for a protein of 148 amino acids. The transcript has 3 exons. Lineage: Eukaryota; Metazoa; Arthropoda; Malacostraca; Decapoda; Penaeidae. The record is from RefSeq and is a predicted model, not a curated record.
GAUAAACUCGAUCAAUAUGAAAUUCUUCGUCUUCACCCUCCUCGUCGCCGUGGCCUGUGCCGACCGGCUGUACGAUGCCCCAGCGGCUCGUGCUGCCUCCGACGAGAUCGUCAUCUUGAGGGACGAUCGCGUGAUCGAGGACGACGGAAGGUACAACUUCGACAUGGAGACUGCCAACGGAAUCGUUAUGUCUGAGUCUGGCUCUCCUACAGGAGACGAGGGAGCCAUCAACAGUGCCGGAUCCUUCUCGUACACCGCUCCUGACGGCACUAAGGUCCACCUUCAGUACGUAGCUGACGAGGGCGGUUUCCAGCCUCAGGGCGCCCAUCUGCCUGUAGCUCCCGAGUUCCCCCACCCGAUCCCUCAGUUCGUCCUCGACCAAAUCGCCUUCGCCGCUGAGGAGGACGCUCGCAAUGCCCGUGGAGAGGUCUCCCGCUCCUAUGGUGCUCCUCUUGAUGACUAAAUUUGUUUAACGGAUACAUCCUUCGAUAUUCGAUUUUUAUCAAUUCACUAUGCAUUUUCAUGUGACAGAUUAUAUCAUCUGUUGUCAUAGUUUAGUUUUUAAUUUAUCGUCGUACAAAUACAUGUGACUUCAUCUUUA